UAUAUAUAUAUAUAUAUAUAUAUAUAUAUAUUAAAAUGUCGAGAGAGUCCGGUAGAAGGUCCGUGGAUAUGGGCGCCGUGAACCGAAGUUCGAGUAGAGGCAAAGCAAAAGUCACCUCCGACGGUUCGACCUCACGCGUUUCUCGAGGAAGACACUCCGUCUCUUCCUUUCCUACUAUCCCCGAUCACUUAAUCGGGGACGCUAUGAUGGAUGAAGAAUUCGACCAGAUUUAUUCUGGUAGAGGGGACGCAAAUCUCCCCACUCUUGAUAGUGUAUUCAAAGAUAUUGAUGAAGCAAAUCUGGAUAAUCUGGACAGGGACGAUGAGCCUACACCGCAGAGCAACGACGUCGACGUGGAGGCAGGUGAGCCCGCGACCUCUCGAGGUCCGGAUAAAGGUAAAAAAUUAUAAAUCAGAGUUAUUUGUUUAUCAUUUUGACAAAGAAACAAAAGAUGGCGUAGUUUAUGGAACUUGUAAACAUUGUGGGACCGUCAUAAAAAUGGGAGUCUCCGGCGGUUAUGGCGGUCCGGAAAAACACCUAAGGUCGAGGCAUCCCGUGGAGUUUGCCAAAUACGAGGCAAAAAAGAAGGGACAACAAGAAGUGCAAACCCAAAUUUCUCGGUUUGCUAACAGAGGGACUAGAAGCUAUGGGCGGAGUUUUGAAGAAUAUUAAAGAAGGAAUUAAAAGAAUUUGGGGGGCUCGUCUUGUUUCGAAAAAAUGGAAGAUUUUCUGUAAGUCUAAAGGUAGAAAAGAAAUAGUUUUUGCAAAAGAUAUCCACAUUAGAUGGAAUAGUACAUACAAAUUGAUUCAUCAGAUUCUAAAAUAUAAAGAGGAACUUGCUGAAUUUUUUAGUGAUGAACUUCGUAUAAUCAUUGAUCCUUUUGAAUUUGUACUUGUUGAAAAAUUGAAUGCCGUAUUAGAAGUUUUUAAUAACGCAACUCUUACUUUUUCUCAUGUUUACCAACCAACUACAAAUACAUUUUUAAAAGAGUGCGUUACAAUCGCAACAUGUUUUCGUGAAAGUAAGGCUGAUCCAGAUUUGUACCCAUAUGUCUCUCCUAUGAUACAAAAAUGGUGUUCUUAUUAUUUGUACAUUCCUGAUAUUUAUAAAAUAGGUAUUAUUUGUGAUCCACGCUUUAAAAUUGAAAAUUAUAAAAUUUUAAUUGAUUAUUACUACAAGUGUUUUUUAGAUGAAAAUNUGCUUGUCUUGUUGUGUUGGUUGGGGACAUUACAUUAAUCUCAUUUUUUUUGUCCCUAAGCAAUUUCCUAGCAUUUUCUCAAUACAUUGUAUUAUAUAUAAUGUGAGUAUCCCUCCCCAUUUGAGUAGUGUAAUUUUCGGCCAUCACAAAGAAGAGAGAAGAAAAUUAUAUUUUGUGUUCAAAGUUAUUUUUCUAAAGUGUUAGAAAUAUACACAAAAUAUUAUAAAGAAAUAUUUAUAAGAUAAAUAUUUUACUAUAUAUUUAUUACUCCCAAAGUAGUAUUAUUAUAGUUUUUACUAUCCUACAUUAAACUUGCUAGCACAAGUUUAAUCUUGGACUCCGGAGCAAGUUCGUGUGGAUACGUUGGAGGCUUCAUACGUUUGGCGCUACGUUCAUCUCCUCAAAACCAUCCCCGACCGUUCCUCCGUUCUCCGUUUUCACCGUUAAGGUAAAUUUCUUACU
Molecule: messenger RNA, 1661 nt
Organism: Cuscuta campestris
Lineage: Eukaryota; Viridiplantae; Streptophyta; Magnoliopsida; Solanales; Convolvulaceae
Source: the annotation of a GenBank genome assembly